AUGGCGUCGAACUCUGCUUCUGACGAGACCAGUGUCUCCGCCGGCGACCAGCGGGUGGAUCCGCUGCCGACUACUGCGAAGAAGAGGCGCAAUCUUCCGGGGAUGCCAGGUAAUUAUUGGUUGGGAAGAACAUAACAGUGAAUAUAGGAUACAGCCAUGUCGUCGCUUGGAUGAUACUGUUAUUCUUCGGCGCUAUCUGGUGUCUGAUCGAUUUUUGUUCCAAUUAUCAGAUCCGAACGCCGAGGUCAUUGCUCUGUCGCCGAAGACUCUGAUGACGACGAACAGAUUCGUGUGCGAAAUCUGCAACAAGGGGUUUCAGAGGGACCAGAACCUGCAACUCCACCUGCGAGGCCACAACCUUCCCUGGAAACUGCGUCAGCGGUCAGGGAAGGAGGUGCGGAAACGUGUUUAUGUCUGUCCCGAACCCUCUUGCGUCCACCACGACCCUUCUCGAGCUCUUGGUGACCUCACCGGCAUCAAGAAGCACUUCUGCCGGAAGCAUGGCGAGAAGAAGUUCGAGUGCGAGAAGUGCUCGAAAAAAUACGCCGUUCAGUCGGAUUGGAAGGCUCACGCGAAGACUUGUGGCACUCGAGAGUACCGCUGCGACUGUGGCACCCUCUUCUCCAGGUACCUCCCCGCCUCCUCCCCGCGCGAUGUGCGCAAUUUAGGGUUUUGA
Spirodela intermedia is the source of this 676-nucleotide messenger RNA. Lineage: Eukaryota; Viridiplantae; Streptophyta; Magnoliopsida; Alismatales; Araceae. The record is from the annotation of a GenBank genome assembly.